AUGGAUCACAACAAGAUUGAUACAGAGAUUCAAGAUUCAUACGAUGAUCAACAAGAAUGGGUUCUUGAUUCUUCUCUCGAUAGUAGAGGAGAGAUUCCGCGUCGGGCUAGAACCGGAGCUUGGAGAGCUGCACUCUUCAUCAUUGCAAUCGAAUUCAGCGAAAGGCUAAGUUACUUUGGAAUAGCUACGAGCUUAGUGGUCUACUUAACGACCAUUCUUCACCAAGACCUAAAGAUGGCUGUAAGAAAUGCAAACUACUGGUCUGGUGUUACUACUUUGAUGCCUCUCCUUGGAGGCUUCGUCGCCGAUGCUUAUCUCGGUCGUUAUGCAACCGUUCUACUUGCAACCAUCAUCUACCUUAUGGGUUUGAUUCUUUUAACACUGUCUUGGUUUAUACCGGGAUUGAAAGCUUGUCAUGAAGAAAUAUGCGUUGAGCCAAGAAAAGCCCACGAGAUAGCCUUCUUCAUUGCAAUCUACUUGAUCUCAAUAGGCACUGGAGGUCAUAAGCCAUCCCUUGAGAGCUUUGGAGCUGAUCAAUUUGAAGAUGGCCAUCCCAAAGAACGAAAAAUGAAAAUGUCUUACUUUAACUGGUGGAGCGCCGGUCUAUGCGCCGGUGUUUUAACCGCGGUGACUGUCAUCGUCUAUGUCGAAGACCGGAUUGGUUGGGGUGUGGCUGGUAUCAUACUCACUGUAGUCAUGGCUACAUCGCUUUUGAUCUUCCUUAUCGGCAAACCGUUUUACCGUUAUAGAGCACCUUCUGGUAGCCCGUUGACCCCGAUCUUGCAAGUUUUUGUCGCUGCAAUUGCCAAAAGACAUCUUCGUUGUCCCAAUGACUCUUCUCUUCUCCAUGAGUUGUCUAGAGAAGAGUAUACUAAAGGCAGGCUUCUGUCCAACACAAAAAAUCUUAAAUUUCUAGACAAAGCAGCGAUAAUUGAAGACCGAGGAAGCGAGAACGCUAUGGCCGAGAAGGAGAGUCCAUGGAGACUUGCAACGGUAACUAAAGUGGAAGAAGUGAAGCUACUCAUCAACAUGAUUCCAAUCUGGUUCUUUACAUUAGCCUUUGGCAUAUGCGCCACUCAAAGCACAACAUUCUUCAUCAAACAAGCCAUUAUCAUGGACCGACACAUCGGUCAAAGCUUCAUAGUUCCUCCUUCGUCCAUGUUCUCCCUAGUAGCUCUCUCCAUGAUCAUCUCCAUAACAGUCUACGAGAAAUUCCUCGUGCCUCUUUUGAGACGCGUCACGGGAAACGAAAGAGGUAUUAGCAUUCUACAAAGAGUCGGGACCGGUAUGGUAUUCUCCUUAAUCGCCAUGAUCACUGCUGCUCUAGUUGAGAAAAAAAGAUUGGAUUACACAAAGCAAAAUCACGUGGCCAUGAGUGCUAUAUGGUUAGCUCCUCAAUUCAUAGUUAUAGGCAUAGCGGACGCUUUUACCCUUGUGGGUCUUCAAGAGUAUUUCUACGACCAAGUCCCUGACUCCAUGAGAAGCUUAGGCAUAGCGUUUUACCUCAGUGUGAUUGGAGCGGCUAGCUUUGUCAACAAUCUUUUGAUGACGGUUACUGAUCGUAUAGCCGAGGAAAUCUCAGGGAAGAGCUGGUUAGGGAAAGACCUCAAUAGCAGCCGCUUAGACCGCUAUUACUGGACGCUAGCCGCUUUGACCGCUGCAAAUUUAUGCUUCUUUGUGAUUGUAGCUAAGAGAUACACUUACAAGAGUGUCCAGCCAAGUCUGGCUGUUGCUGACGGUGGUGAUGACGUCGAGAUAGCCUCUGUUCGUAAUACAUCCAAGUAUACGUAACAGUAACAUCGUAUGAUCACCAUUUUAUGUUUCCUUUGUUUGUUUCUUUUUGUUGUAAUUUUUGUUUUUAGUUGUUUUGUUGUACUUUUGAAAAGUGUAUCCGUACUCAUUUUUAUUUAGUGUGGCUUUAGAUCGAUAAACUAA
Messenger RNA from Eutrema salsugineum, 1935 nucleotides. RefSeq names its product protein NRT1/ PTR FAMILY 5.7. NCBI's taxonomy places the organism in Eukaryota, Viridiplantae, Streptophyta, Magnoliopsida, Brassicales, Brassicaceae. Gene Ontology annotation, biological process: transmembrane transport; dipeptide transport. The transcript is spliced from 4 exons. The coding region runs from base 1 to 1791 and encodes 596 amino acids. Gene Ontology annotation, molecular function: tripeptide transmembrane transporter activity; dipeptide transmembrane transporter activity. Gene Ontology annotation, cellular component: membrane. The record is from RefSeq and is a predicted model, not a curated record.